Molecule: messenger RNA, 3443 nt
Organism: Ectocarpus sp. CCAP 1310/34
Lineage: Eukaryota; Phaeophyceae; Ectocarpales; Ectocarpaceae
Source: the annotation of a GenBank genome assembly
UCUGUCCCAUCACGCGUGAGAGAAUCGGUUCAGCUGGAUAGCACGCUCUGAAACAGAAGAAGACCGGGUCCGCAAGGGGGGGGAAGGAGAGAGAGUCAUGACUUCAAAGCAAGAUGAUGAUGUUUCUCGAAAGAGAGAGCGCGAAGACGGAGGAGCCGCAGCUUGUGCUGGUACUGAGCAUCACACACAGGGGCAGCAGCUGCAGCAGCAACAUGAAGCCAAACGGCGCAGGGUGGUGGGGGCGGAUAUCCUUCUAGGUGAUUUGGUGGGUCUGGUCGGCAAGGCUUUCAGGGCAACGGUGUCUGUGUUUGGCCGAGGGGGGCAGCACAACAGCAGCAGGCCUCCGCGCCAAGGCGGCGCCGCUGAGUCUGAGGAAGUCGAGGCCAGUUCGGCGGCGAAGAACCAGAUGAAGCCGCCAUCACCGACAACGCCCGCUGCAACAGCAGCACCCACAAUGACAACGAAAGAGACAACAAAAUCGCCUGCCCCCCGAAUGAAAACCCUGAUGAUGAAAAGCCACGGGUCGACCGGGAUGGGGGACAGGCCCCGUCUACCUCCGGAGACCGUCGCGACGGCGGCGGAUGAGGGGACUGCGGCGGCGGGAGUAGAUGCUGCUGGCCCGGGGCGAGGCAACACCAACCGUGCAAGGUGUUCCUCGUCGGGGAUCGGGGUGUCGCCGGGCACCGCCGGCGGCAAGCACGACAACGGUGGUGAUGCUGCGGGCACGGCGCUAGCCGAGGAGGAAGGAGGGAAACCAUCACAGCAACAACUGCAGGGGAGCAGCCCGGGCCGAAGCCUGCGCCGCCUCCCGGACCUCGACUUCGACACCCUGCGACACUCCCUGGGCUUCCUCAGGGCCGCCGACCUGGCUCGCUUCGCGCUGGCAUCGACGGCCGCCCGGGCGAUCGUCUCAAGCCACGCGGCCGUGAUAAUCCGCGAGGGAUACUCCGAGAUCCGGAUCGGGGCACGCGAGCCGAGCCUCAGCUCCUCCUCCGCACGGCUGCUGCCCUUCGGCGGCCCCGCCGCAGCGGGAACCGGCGGCGGUGGUGAAGCCGGGCAUGGCACUUCUUCCACAGGGGCAGCAGCAGCAGCCGGUCUCCCCUCUGACACCCACAACGACAACAACCACAACUCAAACAGCGAUCUUUUGGCCCAGGGUGGCGGCGGCAGGACGGUGAGACCUUGGUUGGUUGAUGAGGGGUCCCCCCGAGGGGGACCUGUGCAGGGCGGUGGGCCUGCGAAGGCGGCGAGGUGCCGACGGAACGACCAGCACCUGGUGCUGCGGGCGUUGCACCACCUGGAAUGCUGCGGGGAUUUGCUCAUACGCCAGCUCAAGACGUUGCCGAGGUUGGAUAUGUUCCAGAGCGUGCAGAGCGGCGCGGUGCUAGGCCCAACCCAAUUCCUGACGGCUCACAUGCGGGCCGUGCUUGUGGACUGGUGUGUUGAGGUCGCCUGCCAGUUUCGGCUGUCUACGAUUGCUCUGCACGCGACGAUUUCCAGCCUGGACGUCUGUCUCACCAAGGUCGCCGUACCUAGGUGCAGGCUGCAGCUGCUCGGCGUCGUGUGCGCCAUGAUUCAGACCCAGGCUGGCGGUGGGGGCCAGGUGAUGAACACACCCGAAGCCAUUCAUAUCUGCGACAGUCAGUACACCCCCUCGCAGGUUCACAGCACUUUCAACGUCGUCGUAAGCAUAACCCAGGAGGCGAUGGGGAGGGCCGUUCCGGCGACCGUUGCUGAGAUCCUCCACAGGCACCUGACAUCGAUGGGAGAGCCAUCGGGUCUCGACAUACCGCUGACGAUGGACUGGGAGGAGCACUCACACCCGAGGAUCCGCGAGGAGCAUAUCCUGGCCGGUCUCGUGGUCGACCUAUCUCUGCUGGACAACUUCCUGUUCCUCUUCAGGCCAGGAACGGUGGCGGCGUCCGCGUUGUUCCUGGCUCGUGUCACCGGCAUGUACUAUGCCAAGGAGGGAAUGUGGGUGACCCCCUGUUCGGUGGUGGCCAAAAAGAACCGCGAGGUGCUGCGCCUCUACGGGAAGGACGUCUGCAGGCCGUUCGUGAAGCCCAACAAGGACUUGGAGCUACUCCCGUUCGGUGCGCCUGGCCUGGGAGAGUUCGUGGCUAGUCAGCCGGCGGAGGCUACGGCGGUGCGGAGGUGUGUGGAGCGGCUCUGGCUGGUGCAGAGAGACUUUUUCGAUCACUUGUCCGGUCGGCAAUCACCCCAGCACGUUCUGUUCCGCUACCAGCACAUGUUCAAGGGCAUCAAGGAGAAAUUCAUGCCCCUCGGAUCGAUCCGGCUGCAGGCCUACCAGAAGCUAGGACUUGUGGAAAGGGGGGAGCUCAACCGCAUGCUGGACGAGCACCUCCCGACCACCGUCACCUUGGCGACAGUGGCGCCGGCUUGGACGUCCCGACCCUCUGCUGCUGCUAGGCGGAUGCCCCCCCCAUAGUUUCUUCAUGAAGUUCUAUGAAUUGAGACAUCCGUGAGCGAUAGUACCGUUGCCAUCGCCGCCCAUGGAGUUCCUCAAUGGCGUUGUGUGAAUGGAGACAAGGUCUUGACGAUCGUGUGGGGGCGACGGUUCAUGUCCUGCCCUGCGGAUUGUGCACCUUUUGCGAGUUCCUCGGGUGUGGGCGCAGACCUCUGGCCCUUCGCAACAGCUGCUGCUGCUGCUGCUGCUACUACUGUUGCUCUUGGUCCCAAAGCUGAUGGCGCUGUGCUGUUGCUGCUCCGGGAUGCUAGGGCUGGCUGGGGAGAGCAUGGUUGGCAUCGUCGUCGUUGUUUUUGUUAUUGUUGUUGUCUGAAAAUGUCACUACAGCAAUAGCUGUUGAGACAUGGGGUUGUUGCCGUUUGACCCAUGCAUGCGUUGGUUGACCAUGGACCGUGGGUGGUUAUGGUGCAUGCUGUACAAAAGUCGGGAAGGCUUUUUUCCUCAGAGAGGCUGCAUCGGUCGGUCGGUUUGAAUGUUGCAGGAUAGGGAGAGGGAGAGGAGAGCUCUUGUGCUCCUCCGCAGUCUUCUCUCUCCCUGUCCCGUCGUUCUGACUGUCUGUCUUUUCUCACUUUCUGUCUGCCUGUCCCUCUGUCUACGUCUGCCUGUCUUGUAGUAUCUUUCUGUCUGACUGUCUGUCUGUCUCGUCUCUCUUAAUGUCCCUCUGUCAUUGUGUAUGCCUGUCUCUUCUCUCUCUCUCUCUUGCGUCCUAGAAAGGCGGGGUUGGAUGGUAUCUAGUACUCUGGAACUCGUGCUGUUGUAUCUUGGAAGACAUCGCAGUUCAGCAGGAACACUUUGUGAAAGGGCUGUUUUUCAAGACGCUUUGAUGUAGUUCAGCGUUUCAUCAUGGUUGGUUGAAGCGACAAAUUCGAAGCUUCAAGAAUAUUACUAUAUUGGAGUAUGUUUGGUUUACUCUUCGUUUUAUGUAGAUCUAGACUUCUCCCUUCUUCCCCUCGCU